AUGCUCAGAUCCUUUGUCACAAAGCGUACUUUCAGUUCAUCUGCGGUUUGGUUAGCUGCCAAGAAGCAACACGACGUGGUAGUUGUCGGUGGUGGUCCAGGUGGUUACAUUGCUGCCAUCAAGGCCGCUCAAUUGGGACUAGACACUGCUUGUGUUGAGAAAAGAGGUAGAUUGGGUGGUACUUGUUUGAACGUUGGAUGUAUCCCAUCAAAGGCUCUUUUGAACAACUCUCAAAUGUACCAUCAAAUGAAGACCGAUUCCAAGAACCGUGGUAUCGAUAUCAAGGGUGAAGUUGCCCUCAAUGUGGAACAAUUCCAAAAGGCCAAGGACACUGUUGUUAAGCAGUUGACUGGUGGUAUUGAAAUGUUGUUUAAAAAGAACAAAGUUGCCUACUACAAGGGUUUAGGUACAUUUGAAAAUGAAAACAGCAUUAAAGUUAAGCCCGUCGAAGGAUUAGAAGGUAGUGUUAACGAAGAAACUAUUUUGGAAGCCAAAAAUAUCAUUGUUGCUACCGGUUCCGAAGUUACACCUUUCCCUGGUAUUAAAAUCGAUGAAGAAAGAAUUGUCUCCUCUACUGGUGCGCUUUCUUUGAAAGAAAUUCCAAAGAGAUUUGUCAUUCUAGGUGGUGGUAUCAUUGGUCUUGAAAUGGGUUCUGUUUACAGCCGUUUGGGUUCUAAGGUCACUGUUGUAGAAUUCCAACCACAAAUUGGUGCCUCUAUGGAUAACGAAGUUGCUUCCACUACUCAGAAAUUCUUGAAGAAACAAGGUCUUGAUUUCAAAUUGGGUACCAAGGUUGUUUCUGCUGAAAGAAACGGCGAUGUUGUUAACAUCGUUGUUGAAGACGUUAAAUCUGGUAAGCAAGACAAACUGGAAGCAGAUGCCUUCUUAGUGGCUGUUGGUAGAAGACCAUACAUCCAAGGUCUAGAAGCUGAGAAAAUUGGCUUGGAAGUCGACAAGAGAGGUCGUUUGGUUAUCGAUGACCAAUUCAGCUCUAAAUUCCCACACAUUAAAGUCAUUGGUGACGUCACUUUCGGUCCUAUGUUGGCUCAUAAGGCUGAAGAAGAAGGUAUUGCCGCUGUUGAAUACAUCAAGGAAGGUGUUGGUCACGUUAACUACAACAACAUUCCAUCCGUUAUGUACUCUCAUCCAGAGGUCGCUUGGGUUGGUAAGACUGAAGAGCAAUUGAAAGAAGCUGGCAUUAACUACAAGGUUGGUAAGUUCCCAUUUAUUGCAAACUCCAGAGCUAAAACCAAUUUGGACACCGAAGGUUUUGUGAAGGUCUUGAUCGACUCUGAAACUGAACGUUUGUUGGGUGCCCACAUCAUUGGUCCUAAUGCUGGUGAAAUGAUUGCCGAAGCUGGUUUAGCUCUUGAAUAUGGUGCUUCCGCUGAAGAUAUCGCACGUGUGUGCCAUGCUCACCCAACUUUGUCUGAAGCUUUCAAAGAAGCUAACUUGGCUGCCUUUGACAAGCCAUUGAAUUUCUAA
Zygosaccharomyces rouxii is the source of this 1485-nucleotide messenger RNA. RefSeq names its product dihydrolipoyl dehydrogenase (gene LPD1). The record is from RefSeq and is a predicted model, not a curated record. Gene Ontology annotation, molecular function: dihydrolipoyl dehydrogenase (NADH) activity; flavin adenine dinucleotide binding. The transcript has a single exon. Gene Ontology annotation, cellular component: mitochondrion; oxoglutarate dehydrogenase complex. NCBI's taxonomy places the organism in Eukaryota, Fungi, Ascomycota, Saccharomycetes, Saccharomycetales, Saccharomycetaceae. Bases 1 to 1485 code for a protein of 494 amino acids.